AAAAACUUAUUAAACUCAUAUGAAAAGUUUCUUAAAAUUUUGAAUAUCCGUCAUUUGUCUAGUAAAUGUCUGAAUAUUAACCUCACAAUAUUUUUAAGUACAAUCCACAUAUUUUUUCCACUACAUAAAAAACUAGACAUAAAUUGUAUAAAAUAUGUUGAAUAAUAUAAGAAUUUUGAAUAAGCCACGAGGAAUCAACUGGAAGAAUGUUCUACGAAAUUUUUCUUCUGAAGUUAUCGAUACUAAAAAAAGUGAUGGGAACAAAGCUGCAGAAGCUGUGAAAAAGAAUUACUUAUCUUACCGACAUAUAUAUGCAGAGUUCCUUCCAGAUCCAAAUGUGAAAUUUCGAAAUACUAUCCGUGAAAAGUUAGAAAGGAAGGAUAUGAUCUCCCGUAGAACUCAAGUAGCUAUCCCUGAAUUUUAUGUUGGGUCAAUAAUGGCUGUUACUAUUUCUGAUCAACAUUCACCUGGUAAGACUGAGAGAUUUGUUGGCAUUUGUAUCAAAAGAGAAGGAUGUGGAUUAAGAGCUAGUUUCAUUCUGAGGAAUGUAAUUGACAAUGAGGGUGUUGAAGUUCUAUAUGAAUUAUACGAUCCCACAAUUCAAAAAAUUGAAGUAUUGAGAUUGGAGAAGAGGCUUGAUGAGCAAUUAUUAUAUUUAAGAGAUUCUUAUCCAGAGUAUAGCACUUUUGAUGUGAACAUGACACCCGAAUUAAUUACUGAGGAUACUCCUGUACCUGUAAAUACCACCAAAGUAAAAUUGAAGCCUAGACCUUGGACACAAAAGUGGGAACGUCAAAACCUCCAGGGAGUCCAAGAAUUUGAGUUGCCACAGAAAUUUAUGGAUAAGGCAGCUAAGGUGGCAAAACCUUGGGAAAAAUACGAUUUAAUGAGGACUUAUAUGAAAACAAUUCCAGAAGAAGAACAGAAUGAAAUAUUUGACGAUAUUAAAAAUCAGUUGCAAAAAUUAGAAAUAACAAGAAAGAAGAUGAAGAGGUCACGUACCUUUGUAAGACCAGUAAAAUUAGCUUAAUUAUAUAUAUUUUUAUCGAUUAAGUAUAAAUUAGUUGAAGAAAUUA
Molecule: messenger RNA, 1076 nt
Organism: Harmonia axyridis
Lineage: Eukaryota; Metazoa; Arthropoda; Insecta; Coleoptera; Coccinellidae
Gene: mRpL19
Product: 39S ribosomal protein L19, mitochondrial
Exons: 6
Coding region: 155-1030 (291 amino acids)
Biological process (GO): translation
Cellular component (GO): mitochondrial large ribosomal subunit; ribosome
Molecular function (GO): structural constituent of ribosome
Source: RefSeq, a predicted model, not a curated record